Messenger RNA from Drosophila innubila, 1263 nucleotides. Its product is annotated as trichohyalin-like. NCBI's taxonomy places the organism in Eukaryota, Metazoa, Arthropoda, Insecta, Diptera, Drosophilidae. The coding region runs from base 1 to 1263 and encodes 420 amino acids. The record is from RefSeq and is a predicted model, not a curated record. The transcript has 2 exons.
AUGCGCCGAGAAGAGAAUGUUCCCACACACAGGCAGCAACGUGAAGAUCGUGAGCGACGAGAGGAACGAAACGAUCUCCAGCGAGAGAAACAAAGCGAUCUACGACGAGAGGAACAAAGCAAUCUCCGGCAAGAGGAACGUGAUUUAUCGCGAAGAGAAAAUCGAGAAUCUCAUGAAAAUUUGCGAGAAAAUCGAGAAGUCGGUGAACGACGAGAGGAACGAAGCGAUCUUCGACGAGAGGAACGCGAUUUAUCUCGUAGAGAAGAUCGAGAAUCCCAUAAAAAUUUUCGACGAGAAGAGCAUGGUCUCACCCGCAGGCAAGUACGAGAAUCUCGUGAACGACAAGAGGAGCAAGUAGAUCGAAUGGAUAGGCGGUUGAGUCUAGAAGAUAUGCGACGAGAUGAGAAUGCUCCCACUCACAGACAACAGCGAGAAGAUCGUGAACGACGAGAGGAGCGAAACGAUGACCAACGAGAGAAACAAAGCAAUAUACGACGAGAGGAACAAAGCAAUCUCCGACAAGAGGAACGUGAUUUAUCGCGAAGAGAAAAUCGAGAAUCUCAUGAAAAUUUGCGAGAAAAUCGAGAAGUCAGUGAACGACGAGAGGAACGAAGCGAUCUUCGACGAGAGGAACGUGAUUUAUCUCGUAGGGAAGAUCGAGAAUCCCAUGAAAAUUUACGACGAGAAGAGCAUGGUCUCACUCGCAGACAAGAACGAGAAUAUCGUGGGGGACAAGAGGAGCAAGUAGAACGAGUGAAUAGGCGCUUAAGUCGAGAAGAUGUGCGCCGAGAAGAGAAUGCUCCCACACACAGACAACAGCGAGAAGAUCGUGAGCAGCGAGAGGAACAAAGCGAUUUACAUAGAGAGCACCGUGUUAUAUCUCGUGAAGAAGAUCGAGAAUCUCAUGAAAAUAUGCGAAGAGAAGAACAUGAUCUCAUACGCAGACAAGAACGAGAAUAUCGUGAGCGACGAGAGGAGCAAGAAGAGCGAGUGAAUAGGCGGUUGAGUCGAGAAGAUAUGCGACGAGAUGAGAAUGCUCCCACUCACAGACAACAGCGAGAAGAUCGUGAACGACGAGAGGCAAACGAUCACCAACGAGAGAAACAAAGCAAUAUACGACGAGAGGAACAAAGCAAUCUCCGACAAGAGGAACGUGAUUUAUCUUUUAGAGAAAAUCGAGAAUCUCAUGAAAAUUUGCGAGAAAAUCGAGAAGUCGGUGAACGACGAGGAGGAACGAAGCGAUCUUCGACGAGAGGAACGUGA